This is a messenger RNA of Daktulosphaira vitifoliae (grape phylloxera), 3903 nucleotides long. RefSeq names its product ski oncogene (gene Snoo). Gene Ontology annotation, biological process: negative regulation of BMP signaling pathway. The transcript is spliced from 6 exons. NCBI's taxonomy places the organism in Eukaryota, Metazoa, Arthropoda, Insecta, Hemiptera, Phylloxeridae. Gene Ontology annotation, cellular component: nucleus. The record is from RefSeq and is a predicted model, not a curated record. The coding region runs from base 397 to 2187 and encodes 596 amino acids. Gene Ontology annotation, molecular function: RNA polymerase II cis-regulatory region sequence-specific DNA binding; SMAD binding; DNA-binding transcription factor activity, RNA polymerase II-specific.
GCAGCACUAUUAUGUUCGACGCGGUCACGGCAGUACCAUCAUCAUUCGUGUAACGUGAGCGCGCGCAUGUGUACGCAUGUUUGUCUGUAUGCGAUUAUCCCUGCGACGGUUAUCUCAAUAUCGUAUCCUCUUCCUACCCGUUGUGCGCGUGUGUUACAGUACUUAAAUAUUUUUAUUAUUACACGUGAUCCGCCGCAGUGUAUUACGCGAGUUUAACUGUAUUUGUAUAUUUUCUUUUUAACUUAAAUUGUGCGUUGAGAAAUUUUUGCUAUGCGAGUGCGACGGUCCGUCGUCGCUACAUGGUCCGAAAAUGUAUGUAAUGGGCGAGCGUGCGAUGUGAGUGAUUCGGACGGUCGCGGUUGUUGUGCCGAAUUGAUACUCUAAAGGCUAAUAAAAAUGGAGGAAGACAAGCAGCAGGUUAACAAUCCGCACAUCAAGAAGGUUCUGAAAACCUAUCAGUUGAGUGCGCCCAGGAGUCUGCAAGGACCGAAUCUCGUGUUGGACGAUUCAGCGGCGGCCGGUCCCACGGCUGUGGCCAUAAGUUCGCCAAAGGCCGAUUCCGAUAGCAACAAACGCAGCAAGACUCCUCCGCCGCCGCCUUUGCAUCCGGUGCUCUAUGUACCCGACCAGUCUGGUUGCGAGUUAUUCGAGACUGAAUUAGAAUGGGAGAAAAUCGCUUGUUUCAUGGUUGGCGGGGAGAUGAGGCUGUGCUUGCCGCAGAUACUUAACACGGUGCUUCGUGAAUUCACCUUGACCCAGAUCAAUCAGGUGUGCGAUGAGCUUCGCAUUUACUGUUCUCGGUGUACCGUCGAGCAACUUGAUGUGCUCAAGCAAUGUAACAUAUUGCCGGUGACCGCACCGUCGUGCGGCCUCAUGACGAAAACCAAUGCCGAACGGUUGUGUUUCGCCCUGUUGCACCGCGUUCCUCCUCCGCCGGCUCAAAUCCCGGACGAUAUAGUGACCUAUUCGUUUCGGGUGUUCCACGACGUAUUUGGGAAGACUCGUGGAAUCUGUAUGCCGGAACUAUAUACGGAGAAAUUUUCCGCUUGCAUUCAGUGCGACGAGUGCAAGGCGCUGUUCACUCCUCAGCAGUUCGUCAACCAUAUUCACAGGUUCACGGGCACAAACUCUUGUCACUGGGGCUAUAAGCGCGAAAACUGGAGGGCGUACAUCAAAGUGGCGCACGGACAAAAGGAUUACACCGAAGUCGUGAACUUAUUCGAAACGUUCAAGGAACAAAUAGACGAUUCGACCACCACUCACUUCUCGUCCCGCAAACGCAAGCAGCAGUUGAUGGAUCUAGUACCCGAGUCGUGCAGAGCGGAAACGCCGACUCCUUCGUUAAAGAGAACUAAGCUGGAGGAAGCGCCCACUGCAGCCACGGCGGCAUAUUACACAGCUCUUAGCAUGGCACCCACGUUGCCCAAUUACAUGGUGGAUCCGUUCCACUACUUUUACGGUGCGUGGAGCGUUCCACCACCUGCAAUGUACCUUAAUAAUCCGCAUUCGCAUCUUUACAGGGGUGACAGUUUGAUCAAAAGAGAGAGACCGCCCAGACUCGUGGAUCCGCAAAAAGUUAUAUCUCACUCGCAGUCCGAACAGUUUGGUCGGAGCUUUCAACCCAAUGUCGCAUUAGCACCUCCCGUCAAAAUUAAUGGAACUCAUAUGCCAUCUAAUAUUAACAACAAUAAUAAUAUAACGAAACCCACGGUCAAGUACAAAGACAAAGAAGAUCAAGAACAUAAAGACAUUAUUCAAACGCAAGACUUUGGGAAGAGGUACAAUAGCGUGGCUGCAAGCGUUAUGGAACAAGUAGCUGCAGUGCUUGAUGCUCUCAGUGAUGCUAAGGAGACUACCAGACAACAAGUGAUAGAAUUAGUUGAAGGUCUAGCUCUGAGGUUAGAAACAGUCGAAUCUAAAAAUCAGCAUCUUGUCAGGGAAAACGAGUACCUUAAGGAUCAGCUAAAAGCGAAAAAACAUUUGAACAAAGAAGACUCGAUCAGUGUGAAUGAUGCGAUGAUCAAAUGGGAAGAGGAAGAGACCAACUCUAAUAGCCUACCAUUAAAAAACAAAAGGUGUAGCCCGGUGUCUGUGAUAACGUCUCCACCUUGUCAGUUAAAAUCACCUUCCCCGUGUCAACCACAGUCAAAUUCGGUUUUGAUUAAAUCUGAAUCCAUCGACUGUUAGAAAUUUAAAAAAAUCAUCAUAAUGGCCUGAUUAUUAUAAAAAUAAUUAUUUGUACAAUGCUACCACCGACAUUUGAUCUCCUUUAAGAAAAAAAUUAUGUAUAAGUUAUACAAGCUUUUUAUAAUAUUUAUUAUGCAGUACGAGUAUACAUUAUUGUAACUUAAAUAUUUUGUUGAAUCCUUUGUCUCGUGUAAAUAAUUUAAAUUGUUAAACUGAUUUUCUUAAUUUCCUGACGAAUUUCUCUUUCUAUUUUUCUUCUUUUUUGUUAUGAAUUUUUAGUUUAAGACCAUUUUUAUUUAUUUAUUUUGAUUAUUUUGUUAUACAUUUUAAAUUAUUUAUUUAAAAAGUUUUUGUGCCAAUUUUAAAGAUAUAAAUAGAAAUUGAAAUGUUUUAUUGAAAAAGAAAAAAAAUAUUUAAUGGCUAAAUAUUUGAUUGCUAGAGACGGAUACGAUGUUAUUUCUGAAUCAAUCAGAUUAUUUGCGCCUUUUGCAAAUCUAAAAUGUUUAAUAUGUUAUUCUGAUGUUUAAUUAAAACUAUCAAAAAAGUUAAAACAUCUAGUAUUGCAAUAAAAUAUCUAUUAUAUCAGAUAGAAAUUGUUUAUUGAUCUUAAAUAAUAAAAUAUUUAUUUAAAAAUCUAAUGUUUACUGAUAAUAUAAAUUUUGAGGACUUAAAAAGUAUAUAUAAUUAUAAAAUUAUUAGAAAUUUUAUGUAAUAAUUAAAAUCGAACAAUAUUCCUUUUCUUUAGACUAGAAUAAUCGAGUACAAAAUAGAAAGUGCCUUAAAUUCUGCAAUACUCUAACUUUACUUAAAAUAAAUUUACUAUAAUUUAGUUGUUUGUUUGCUCUAUUACUAUUUUUAAGAUGUAUGAAUUUGUUUUAUUAUUCUGUGUCAAAAUUAUUUCAGUCCCCUUAAUUUAGUAUUUUAGUUAAUUUUGCUUAUUAUUUUUAAAUAUUUUGGUAAUUAAAAUUGAAAAUUACUUUGUAUAUUUCAUUGAAAGCAUUGUAUUAUGAUUAAAUGAUAAAUAAAAUUCUAAGCAUAGAAUAAUAUAUUAUAAAGAACUAUUUGAUUAGUUUGUUACCAUAUUAUAUUAUUAAGUACCUGAUAUAAGCCAGAUUGUAAUUUUAUAUUAAAUGUAAAUUAUGUAGUACAUUAAAUAAUACCUACUUUUUUUAUGUGUUCUACAAAUAAUGAAAUAAUUUAAAGACAACAUUUCAUUUAAUGUUGAAUCUAUCAAAAUGACCUAUGUCAAGAAAGUUAUAUAUUAUCUGCUAUAAUUUUUUUUUUUGAACCUGUGCAAUUUUAACAAAAUCGACAUUAGACUUAUAAGCAAAUAGUUUAUAUAACAAAAAAAAAGGAGUGUAAAACAACCACUGUGUUCAUAAAGUUUUCUCAUUAUAUUAGUUGACAAAACAAUGAAUCAUAUAUUAUGUUCUUGUAAAUGUUAUCGUUGAUGUACAGAAAUUUUUUUUUUUGUAGAUUUUAAGAGUUAUAUAAUUUAAAUGUAAAACGAAAUCAUUUAAUAUUUCGUUUUAUUAUUUAUUAUUUUUUCUUAUGUAACAAUGUUAAGUUUUUAAGUAACUUAUAUUAGGUAGAUUUAAUUGUGCCAAGCUUUGUUAAGCACUUUUUAAGCAAACUGAGUCAUAUUUUGUAUAUACCUACCUACCUAUAUUGAACAUAUAUUUAUAGACAUGUAAUAAAAAAACACAUAAAUUGUCA